AUGGCGAAGGUGCUGGGGCCGGACCCCGCCGCCGCGCUCUCAGCCCGUUCGCUUCCGGUGCGCCGCCCAAAGCGCUCCGCCGCCGCCGCUCACCCCGACCAUCGGCGGUCCGCGGGCCGGCCGAGAGCAGCGCGGCAGCCCUGCGGGGUCACUCUCCCUUGCCUCCGAGAGUUCUUCAAGCGCUUGCUGCUGGUGUUGAUGCCAGGCAAGCACCAGCCGGACUUCAUCUACCUGCGGCACGUUCCCCUGCGCAAGGUGCACUUCUUCACCUUCAUCCAGGUGCUCUGCCUCGGCCUGCUCUGCGCCAUCAAGAUGUCCCCUGCUGCCAUCAUCUUCCCCAUGCUGGAUUUGGCUCUGGUCUUGGUGCGGAAAGCGAUGGAAUUCUGCUUCUCCAAGCGGGAGCUCAGCUUGCUGGAUGACCUUCUGCCAGAGAGCAGCAAGAAGGGGGUCAGUGCCACAAAGGAAGGCCAGCAAGAGGAGCCAGCCAGCGAGGCGACGAUGGAUGAGAACGGAGGAGACCAAAUGGCCUCCCUGAAGGACUUACUGGAAUACGACGAAGAGGCAGUGAUUGACCAGGGAAAAUGGAGCAGCACUGCCAGCAUUCACUAUGAGGAUGAGCUGGAAAUCCACCCCAUCCGUGGGAGCCAGGAGGACGAGCAGCAUGCUCCCCACAAACUCUUCUGCCAGCUGGCUGAGAUCUGCGUGGCAGAGGGGGAAGCUGCUGAGUGGAAGGAUGCAGCAAGGUGGUUCAGGUUUGAGGAGGACGUGGAAGACGGUGGCGAGCGCUGGAGCAAGCCCUACGUGGCCACACUGUCCCUGCCCAGCCUCUUGCAGCUGAGGAGCUUCAUCAGCAGUGGCACAGUGCUGCUGGACAUUGGGGCCAGUGGCAUGGAAGAGAUUGCAGAUGCCAUCCUGUGCCAUCAGGGACACAGCUCCAGGCUUGAUGAGGAGGCGCUGGCAAGAGUGCGAGAAGUGCUUCUGCUGCAGCAUCAGCAUCGGAUCAGCAAGGAGAGGAAGAGCUGCCUGCCCAGGGCUGUGGCACGAGGUGACUGCAGCCUGUCCACCUCUCUGAGUGCCUUUCUUUCCCUGCCAGUGGCAGCACUCAGCCCUCGGCCUUCUGCAGACGCUGCUGGGGCUGAAGGUGGGGGGAAGCAGGAGAGCUCCACAAGGGCUUUAAGCAAGGUGAGACCCCUGCAGCUUUCUUCUGCCUUCAAGGCCAGGUUGGCUCUGGCAAGGGUGGUGCCAGGGUGGGCUGCAGAGCACCCAGGGCUUUGCUCUUGGGGCAGCUGCCUGAGAAUUGCUUCUUGUGCCCAGGCGGAGCUGCGCUUGCUGAAGAGAAUUCCCAGCGGGGCUGAAGCCUGCAGCCUGCUCGUAGGGGAGCUGGGGGCCCUUCAGCAGCCCCUCCUGGCCUUUGUCCGCCUGGCCCAGGCUGUCCUCCUCCCGGGGCUGACCGAAGUGCCCAUCCCAACCAGGUUCCUCUUUGUUUUGCUGGGACCAGCAGGAAGAGCCCAGCAGUACCAUGAGGUCGGCAGGGCCAUGGCUACUCUCAUGAUGGAUGAGGUUUUCCAAGCAGUUGCCUACAAAGGCAAGAAGCCAGGUGACCUGGUGGCUGGCCUGGAGGAGUUCCUGGAGCGGGUGAAGGUCUUGCCAGCAGGCCAGUGGGAUCCCUCCAUCCGGAUCAAGCCCCCGGAAAAGGUCCCUCCCCAGGAGAAAAGGAAGGUGCCAGGAGCUGUGGAGGGCAGCGCUGCGUCGAGCGAGCCGGCGAGACACGCUGGGCCUGAGCUGGAGUGCACAGGAAGGCUCUGUGGAGGUUUCAUCCAGGACGUGAAGCGCAAAGCGCCCUGGUUCUGGAGCGACUUUCGGGAUGCCUUCAGCUUGCAGUGUCUGGCGUCCGUCCUCUUCCUCUACUGUGCCUGCAUGUCCCCUGUCAUCACCUUCGGCGGCCUGCUGGGGGAGGCGACCGAAGGCUACCUAAGUGCCAUGGAGUCCCUGAUGGGUGCCUGCCUGUCCGGCGUGGUCUAUUGCCUCUUUGCUGGGCAGCCUCUCACCAUCCUUGGCAGCACCGGACCCGUCCUUGUCUUUGAGAAGAUCAUCUACCAGUUCUGCAAGGACCAGGCGCUCUCCUAUCUGUCCCUGCGGGCGUGCAUCGGGCUCUGGACCACCUUCCUCUCCCUGGUGCUGGUGGUGACCGACGCCAGCUCCCUGGUGCGCUACAUCACUCGCUUCACCGAGGAGACCUACGCCUCCCUCAUCUGCCUCAUCUUCAUCUACGAGGCUCUGGAGAAGCUGAGUGCCCUGCGACUCACCUACCCUGUGCACACGCCCAGCGCCCUCGACUCCCUCACCACCUACAGCUGCAAGUGUGUGGCACCAGCCCAGCCCAGCAACCAAACCCUGCGUUUCUGGGAGAGCACCAAGGUCAACGUGUCUGGCAUCGCCUGGCACAACCUCACGGUGACUGUUUUCCAAGCAGUUGCCUACAAAGGCAAGAAGCCAGGUGACCUGGUGGCUGGCCUGGAGGAGUUCCUGGAGCGGGUGAAGGUCUUGCCAGCAGGCCAGUGGGAUCCCUCCAUCCGGAUCAAGCCCCCGGAAAAGGUCCCUCCCCAGGAGAAAAGGAAGGUGCCAGGAGCUGUGGACGGCAGCGCUGCGCACCACCACCAGAAGCAGUCUGAGAACUGCUCAGGAACAUCUGAAGCAGCUGGCAGGCCCCAAGCCUUUGAAGGAGAAGAGUCAGAACCCUGGCUCCAGGCUGUUGGUGUCUGCGUGAAGUGCCCUGUGCCCAUCUGGGACGGGUGCAUGAAGACGAGUGCAUGA
Molecule: messenger RNA, 2814 nt
Organism: Indicator indicator
Lineage: Eukaryota; Metazoa; Chordata; Aves; Piciformes; Indicatoridae
Product: electroneutral sodium bicarbonate exchanger 1-like
Exons: 19
Coding region: 1-2814 (937 amino acids)
Biological process (GO): monoatomic anion transport; transmembrane transport; bicarbonate transport
Cellular component (GO): plasma membrane
Molecular function (GO): monoatomic anion transmembrane transporter activity; solute:inorganic anion antiporter activity; sodium:bicarbonate symporter activity
Source: RefSeq, a predicted model, not a curated record